Messenger RNA from Vidua chalybeata, 1440 nucleotides. It is a transcript of the gene BCAT2, whose product is annotated as branched chain amino acid transaminase 2. Gene Ontology annotation, biological process: L-leucine biosynthetic process; L-valine biosynthetic process. Gene Ontology annotation, molecular function: branched-chain-amino-acid:2-oxoglutarate transaminase activity. Bases 1 to 1230 code for a protein of 409 amino acids. The record is from RefSeq and is a predicted model, not a curated record. NCBI's taxonomy places the organism in Eukaryota, Metazoa, Chordata, Aves, Passeriformes, Viduidae. Gene Ontology annotation, cellular component: mitochondrion. The transcript is spliced from 9 exons.
AUGCUGACGGUGGAGUGGAGCCGCGCCGGGGGCUGGGGGCGCCCCCAGAUCCGCCCCUUCCAGGAGCUGCGGCUGCACCCGGCCUCGUCCGCCCUGCACUACGCCGUGGAGCUCUUCGAGGGGCUCAAGGCUUUUCGGGGCGACGACGACAAAAUUCGGCUUUUCCGCCCCGAGCUGAACAUGGAGAGGAUGCAGAGAUCGGCCCGCAGGGUCUGCCUGCCCGAGUUCGACGGGCGGGAGCUGCUCGAGUGCAUCCGGGCGCUGGUGCGGCUCGAGGGGCGCUGGGUGCCCCGGGACCCCCGGAGCAGCCUCUACAUCCGGCCCGCGCUCAUCGGCACCGAGCCCGCUCUGGGGGUGGCGCCCCCCGGGCGGGCGCUGCUCUUCGUGCUGCUCUGCCCGGUCGGGCCGUACUUCCCCAGCGGCUUCGGGCCCGUGCGGCUCCUGGCGGACCCGCGGCACGCGCGCGCCUGGCCCGGCGGCGCCGGACACUGCAAGCUGGGCGGGAAUUACGGGCCGUGCCUGGAGCUGCAGGAGGCGGCGCGGGCCCGCGGGUGCCACCAGGUGCUGUGGCUGCACGGCCCCGAGCGGCACCUGACCGAGGUGGGCACCAUGAACCUCUUCGUCUUCUGGGAGCGCCCGGACGGGGGGCUGGAGCUGGUGACCCCCCCCCUGGACGGGCUGAUCCUGCCCGGGGUGACCCGGCAGAGCCUCCUGGAGCUGGCCCGGCAGGUGAGUUCGAGGUGCGCGAGGCCCCCCUGCCCAUGGGCAGCGUUUUGGGGGCGCUGCGGGGGGGGCGGCUCCGGGAGAUGUUCGGGGCCGGCACCGCCUGCGUCGUCUGCCCCGUGGGGGAGAUCCUGUACCAGGACAAGCUGCACGCGGUGCCCACCAUGGAGAACGGCCCCGAGGUGGCCGGGAGGUUCCUGCGGGAGCUCAGCGACAUCCAGUACGGCCGCGUCCCCAGCCCGUGGGCCCAGCCCGUGUGACCCCCCCCCAAAAAAAGAACCAGCACCGGACACUCCGGGGGGGUCACGGGACCCCCCAAAAAUGCACCAAAAAUGGGGGAGGGGCCCGGACUUCCCCUCCCCCACCCUCAAAUCCCUCUCUGGGGGGUCCCAAAUCCCCUCCCCCCCCAAAAAAAAACCACUCCAGACCCUUUUUGGGAGGGGGGGUCCCCAAAUCCCCCCCAGCCCCUCCCCAGCUCAGCCCCUCCCCCCCCGUGCAAUACUCUGAGCUGACCCCUCCCCUCCCCCACCCCGGUUUUGGGGUCCCUCCUCCCCAAUUUGGGGGGUCCCGCCCCUCCCCCUCCCCCCCAGUGCCUUGGGACCCCCCUCCCCCCCCCAGUGCUUGCAGAGCCUUAAACGACCCCUCCCCCCACAGCCGGGACCCCUCCCCCACCAAAGGUCAGCGGGGGUCGUUAAUAAUAAACAGCGAUUAAUGAUG